UCAUAGAUUCUCUCUCUCUCUCACUCUCUCAUCAUACUUUAGUUUUCCUUUAUCUUUCUCUCUCUCACACACCCAAUAUCCUCUUUUUUCUCAUUCACACAAACACAUAUAUAAAUCUCAACCCCUUCCUCUGUUUUUUUCCAAAGAGAAAAGAAAAGAUCAGAGUGAAAGUUUGCAAGUGAGGUAAUGAAGAUAAUAGGAAGAAGAAGCUGCCAUGGAGAUGAAAGAUGUGAAGAAGAAGAUAAAGAAGAGACCCAAAUUGAUGAUGAUGAUGAUGAAGAAGAAGAAGAAGAAGAAGAAGCAUUGUCUCUGUGUGAUCUUCCUGUGAAAGAAAAGCAGCAGCCAACGAGAUCGGUAUCGACCACGGUCGUCGAAACUGAUCAAGACUUUGAUUUCAACCACUGGCGGCCGCCACCGUCUCCUAUGUUGACAGCGGAUGACUUGUUCUUUCAAGGACAUAUGCUCCCUCUACGUCUCUCAUUCAGCUCUGAAAAUUCCCAGAAUAAUAAUGGAAAUUUAUGGUGUAGAUCGGAGUCUAUGGAUGGUAAUAAUAUGUUGAGGUUUAGAAAUGAAAGCACUAGUAGCAGUAGCAGUAGAAGCCAUUAUUCAAGGUCAUCAAGUCUAAGUAACAAUUCCAUUUCCAUUCCAACAAACUCAAAGCCAAGACCUUCAAACAACAACGUUUUCCACUCUCACCCAAGUCCAACCCCCCAAAUCAGAUCCUUCUCAACAUCCAGCCACCGGAGCCGGAGUUCCUCUCGAUGGGAGUUUUUCCGACUCGGACUUCUCCGAACGCCAGGAAUGGAGCUUCACGAUCUCAAAACUCGCACCACUACCACAACGACGACAACGACAACGACAUCGACGGCGCAUAAAACAACCGCAUCAAUUCUGGGUGUGGUGAGCUGCAAAAGAUCAGUUGAGACAGUACCAACGACGACAGGAUCGAAGAAUAGAAUAAGAAGGGAAAACGUUUUGGAAAACAAUAAAAAGAAUAACGAUGAUAAUAAAGUUGAAAUUAGGGAAAAGGAAAAGGAAAAGGAAAGAAGAGUGUCACAUCGUCGAACAUUUGAAUGGCUAAAGCAGCUCUCGCAUGCAACCUUUGGAGAAGAACAAUGAUAAUAAAUUGAGCCGUUACGUUUAAUUUUGACUUAACUAACAAUUUUCCUCUCCCUCAUGCAUGCCUUUCUCUGCUACUUUAAUCAUUUAAAUUCCCACUUACUAAUUUCGCUUUUCUCUUCCUUUUUAAUUCAUUGAGACUAAUUGAUCGAUGUA
Cucumis sativus (cucumber) is the source of this 1275-nucleotide messenger RNA. RefSeq names its product homeobox protein 6. Bases 187 to 1119 code for a protein of 310 amino acids. Lineage: Eukaryota; Viridiplantae; Streptophyta; Magnoliopsida; Cucurbitales; Cucurbitaceae. The transcript has 2 exons. The record is from RefSeq and is a predicted model, not a curated record.